This is a messenger RNA of Gastrolobium bilobum, 2103 nucleotides long. Its product is annotated as omega-3 fatty acid desaturase, chloroplastic-like. Gene Ontology annotation, molecular function: oxidoreductase activity, acting on paired donors, with oxidation of a pair of donors resulting in the reduction of molecular oxygen to two molecules of water. Bases 406 to 1767 code for a protein of 453 amino acids. NCBI's taxonomy places the organism in Eukaryota, Viridiplantae, Streptophyta, Magnoliopsida, Fabales, Fabaceae. Gene Ontology annotation, biological process: lipid metabolic process. The record is from RefSeq and is a predicted model, not a curated record. The transcript is spliced from 8 exons.
UGGAAAUUAAAAGUUAAAUAUGGCUGAGUCUCUCUCUCUCAUAGACUCACACAUGUUGCAUCCUAUAGUAUUUAAAUAAUCGAUCUUAACAUGAACCAGAAGAGACCCUUUUCUUCUUCUACCUAGAAAUUGAACCCUUUGGAUAUACCCUUUUUGUUAAAAGGGUGGGAGAAACCUGAGAGAAAAUUAAAGCACAAACGUGAGGCUCUUGUUGAAACACACAAGUGCAUACCUAUUCUAAUAUCUUAAAUUUCUCAACUUGUUUAUUUGUUUGUCCUAGAAUAUUUGCUCUCUCUCUCUCUAUUGUUUUGUAACUUUACCUUUUUGUCCUCCGAGGGACUUGGAAGUAGUAGGAACCAAUUGACAAACCAACCCCUUUGGGUAAAAGCUCCAUCUAGGUCUCCAAUGGCAACAUGGGUUUUAUCAGAAUGUGGCUUAAAGCCUCUUUCUCCUGUGUUUCCUCGACCUAGAACAGGAGCCAUUUCGGGCCACAAGCCUUCAAAGUUUAGAUUUUUGAACACAAACAAGGGGUUGGCAGAUCUGAAGAUCCAAACAAGAGGUUUUGCAUGUUGUAGCUUUAGGGAGAGAAACUGGGAAUUGAAAGUGAGUGUUCCUUUGAGGGUUGGCACCACUGAAGGAGAGGAAAAAGGUGGAGAGAGAAUCAAUGGGGUUGAACAAGAAGUGCCACAAUUUGACCCUGCUACACCACCACCAUUCAAAUUGGCUGAUAUUAGAGAAGCCAUUCCUAAGCACUGUUGGGUUAAGGACCCAUGGAAGUCCAUGAGUUAUGUAGUGAGGGAUGUCAUUGUGGUUUUGGGGUUGGCUGCUACUGCAGCUUAUCUUAACAACUGGUUGGUUUGGCCUCUUUAUUGGGCUGCUCAGGGAACCAUGUUUUGGGCUCUCUUUGUUCUUGGUCAUGAUUGUGGUCAUGGAAGCUUUUCAAACAAUCCUAAGCUGAACAGUGUUGUUGGCCAUUUGCUUCAUUCUUCAAUUCUAGUACCAUAUCAUGGGUGGAGAAUCAGUCAUAGAACACAUCAUCAAAACCAUGGCCAUGUUGAAAAUGAUGAAUCUUGGCACCCGUUGCCUGAGAAAAUCUUCAAGAGCUUGGACAAAUUAACACUUAUUUUAAGAUUUUCAGCACCUUUUCCAUUGCUUGCUUAUCCUAUCUACCUUUGGAACAGGAGUCCUGGGAAGACCGGUUCUCACUUUAACCCAAACAGUGACUUGUUCGUUCCCAAUGAAAGAAAAGAUGUUAUUACUUCAACAAUUUGUUGGACAGCUAUGGCUGCUUUGCUUGUAGUUUUAGGAUUUGUAAUGGGUCCAGUUCAAUUGCUUAAGCUUUAUGGCAUUCCCUACUGGAUGUUUGUUAUGUGGUUGGAUUUGGUGACUUACUUGCAUCACCAUGGCCAUGAAGACAAAUUACCAUGGUAUCGUGGACAGGAAUGGACCUACCUUAGGGGUGGCCUUACAACUAUUGAUCGUGACUAUGGAUGGAUUAAUAACGUCCACCAUGAUAUUGGAACCCAUGUCAUUCAUCACCUUUUUCCUCAAAUCCCACACUAUCAUUUAAUAGAAGCAACUGAGGCAGUUAAGCCAGUUCUUGGCAAAUAUUACCGGGAGCCAAAGAAGUCAAGCCCUCUUCCAUUUCACCUCAUUACAGAUUUGAUAAAAAGUUUGAAGAAAGACCAUUUUGUUAGUGACACUGGGGAUGUUGUGUACUAUCAAACAGACUCUAAGCUUAGUGGCUCUUCUACAACAUCAAACUAAAGCUUUGAUUUUUUUUCCUCUUGAAGACAUGCGACACAAUUCCUUAGCUCUGAAGAUUGUGUCUGUGCAUGUACUCUCAUUGAGUCCAAAACCUGUCAAGAGUUUAAUUCCUCAUUAGUAAAGGGUAUUAGAGUUCUAUGAUGACAAAUUCAAUUUGUAACUAAGUGCUAUUGAAAGCAUGAGCAGGGUAAAUGUGGUAAAUGUAGUGUGUUUUUCAUUGAAGAGCAAAGAGUAUGUAAAUUGUUUAUUCUUGAUGAAGGAAGAAAUACUUUCAUCAAAUGAAUUAUGUUUUUGCUCAAACUCAAUCUCGAAAAUUGAAUGAUAAUUGCAAAGAAU